AUGUAUUUGAAUUACUUGAACCCGCAAACUGGCAAAUGGGGAACCAAACAUGUGUCACUGGGUGCUCUGGGAGACAGCUUCUAUGAAUACCUGUUAAAAUCGUGGCUUCUUACCAAUCGAACAGAUGAACAGGCGAAGCGGAUGUACGACACUGCGAUGAAGGUAAUUAAAGAACGAUUGAUUCGGAAAUCAAAAGGCGGCCUGUUGCACAUUGUUGAAAUGAGAGGAGGUAUGUUCGCUCUUGAUGCCACGUUUGAUAGCCAGCACGCCGAGUACAUGGAAAUCGCGAAAGGAAUUACAGACACAUGUCAUCAGUCUUAUGUCCGAGCGGUAACACACCUUGGCCCUGAAAUCUUUCGUUUUACGGAUGAUCUAGAAGCACAAACGAACUCCAACGAUCGAUAUUACAUACUACGGCCGGAAACCGUCGAGUCGUUUUUCUACUUGUGGCGAUUGACGAAUAUACUGAACUAUCGAGAGUGGGCGUGGGAUGUGGUCCUGGCUCUUGAAAAGUACUGCAAGGCUGAAGCAGGUUAUUCCGGCAUCAACGACGUCUAUAACUCUAAUCCAAUCAAAAACGAUGUACAAGAAAGCUUUUUUCUUGCCGAAACUCUUAAGUAUUUGUACCUCAUUUUCUCUACGGAUACAGUAUUGCCACUGGAUAAAUGGGUGUUUAACAGCGAAGCACAUGCUCUGCCUGUGCAUGAACAAACUUCGACGCAAGUUGCGUUGUAG
Molecule: messenger RNA, 735 nt
Organism: Soboliphyme baturini
Lineage: Eukaryota; Metazoa; Nematoda; Enoplea; Dioctophymatida; Soboliphymatidae
Source: the annotation of a GenBank genome assembly